Molecule: messenger RNA, 2401 nt
Organism: Jaculus jaculus (lesser Egyptian jerboa)
Lineage: Eukaryota; Metazoa; Chordata; Mammalia; Rodentia; Dipodidae
Gene: Znf276
Product: zinc finger protein 276
Exons: 11
Coding region: 149-2017 (622 amino acids)
Biological process (GO): regulation of transcription by RNA polymerase II
Cellular component (GO): nucleus; chromosome; kinetochore
Molecular function (GO): zinc ion binding; chromatin insulator sequence binding
Source: RefSeq, a predicted model, not a curated record
CCCUCGGGCCGCUCCUCACGUUCGCCCGGCUCACCUCGCGGCCGGCAGCACCGAGCCGAGUGGCCCAGAAGCGAACAAGAGUCCAGCGGAGCUCAGUGUAGCCCAGCCACACCGAGUAGCCGGACUGACUGACGUGACGUCCGCCACCAUGAAGAGGGACCGGUUCGGCCGCUUCCUGUCUCCCGGGACGGCUCGGCAGCGCGGAGGCUCGGGUGGCAGCGGUGGCAGCGGCGGCCGGCCUCGGGGUCGUCCCUCGCGCACUGGCGGGCCCAGCGCGGCCGGGGCGGCGGUCUUAGCGGCGGCGGAGGCGGCGGCGCAGCUCAACUGGGGCCCGGCGCGGUCUUGCGGGGACGCAGGCGAGGAGGGCGCGGACGAGAGCGGAGCAGGCCGAGCUCUUGCCAUGGGGCACUGUCGCCUCUGCCAUGGGAAGUUUUCCUCACGGAGCCUCCGAAGCAUCUCUGACAGGGUGCCUGGGGAGAGCUCAGAGAGACCAUCCCCAGGGGAGCGUAUCUUCAUCAGGGAUUUCCAGCGCCUGCUGGGUGUGGUUGUACACCAGGACCCAGCCCUGCCUCAGUUUGUCUGCAAAAACUGCCACGCCCAGUUCUACCAGUGCCACAACCUCCUCAGGUCCUUCUUGCAGAGAGUCAACGUCUCCCCAACCGGCCAGCGGAAGCCUUGUGCAAAGCCUGGUGCUCAGCCCCCCACAGUGGCGGAGGAGGGAGCCUGCAUGGUGGAUCUGAUCACCUCGAGCACCCGGUGCCUACACAGCUUGGUGGGCUGGGUACAUGGACAUGCAGCCAGCUGUGGGGCCCUGCCCAGCCUCCAGAGGACGCUGUCUUCCGAGUACUGCGGCCUCAUCCAGGCUGUGUGGGGCUGUGACCAGGGCCACGACUACACCAUGGACACUGACUCCAGCUGCAGAGCCCUCUUGUUGGACAGUGCAUUGGCAGUGAAGUGGGCAUGGAAUAAAGAGACUACACCACAGCCGGUUCAGAACUCAGAGACCAAUUCCGCUGGGGCUGCCUCUCAGCUCUGCCAGGCCAGAGAACUCCCAGUAGGGGCUGAGAGCAAGAUGCUGCCCAGCUUGGAUGUGGCCUCAUCGCCCUCAGAUGGACACCCUGUGGGACCUGGGCCAGGCUCCCACACUCAGCCAAGCUUGGCCCCCAGUGAGGCCCCAGGGCAACUGGGUGAGAAGCAGGUUCUGUCUUCAACCUCGGAUGAUCGGGUAAAAGACGAGUUCAGUGACCUUUCUGAGGGAGACUUCCUGAGUGAAGAUGAGAAUGACAAGAAGCAAAACCAACAGUCCUCGGAUGAGUCCUUUGAGCCUUAUCCAGAAAAGAAAGUCGCUAGUAAGAAAAGUGAGAGCAAAGAUGCCAGGAAGGCUGAGGAACCAAAAAUUAGAAAGAAACCUGGGCCCAAGCCUGGAUGGAAGAAAAAGCUCCGCUGUGAGAGGGAGGAGCUGCCCACCAUCUACAAGUGUCCUUACCAGGGCUGCACAGCUGUGUACCGUGGGGCUGAUGGCAUGAAGAAGCACAUUAAGGAGCACCAUGAGGAAGUCCGGGAGAGGCCUUGUCCGCAUCCUGGCUGCAACAAGGUAUUCAUGAUUGACCGCUACCUACAGCGCCAUGUGAAGCUCAUCCACACAGAGGUACGCAAUUACAUCUGUGAUGAGUGUGGGCAGACCUUCAAGCAGCGGAAACACCUUCUUGUUCACCAGAUGCGCCACUCAGGAGCCAAGCCACUCCAGUGUGAGGUCUGUGGGUUCCAGUGCAGGCAGCGAGCAUCCCUCAAGUACCACAUGACCAAACACAAAGCAGAGACUGAGCUGGACUUCGCCUGUGACCAGUGUGGCCGGCGGUUUGAAAAGGCUCACAACCUCAACGUGCAUAUGUCUAUGGUACAUCCUCUGACCCAGACCCAGGACAAGGCCUUGCCCAUGGAAACAGAACCCCCACCUGGGUCUCCAAGCCCCACCGGGACUGUGGAGGGCCAGGCUGUGAAGCCUGAGCCUACCUGAGGACUGUAGGUGGAACACUGGGCAUAUCGAGCAGCUUGAACUAAGCAGGUAUGAUUGAGGUUUAAAGACUCUUCACUCCCUGGGCAGUUCUGUUGCUCUUUGGAGCCCACACUGUGACCCACCCCACAUGUCCAGAAGUCACACGUGGGGAUGGCACUUCUCCCAGGGAGAGGGAGGUGGGCUUGGCGUGUAUGUGUAGCCUUUAUGGUCUGCUUUGGGACCAGCAGUUUAUUUUCCUAUGAACACUGAGCAACUUGGGACAGGCACAGAUUAUGAAUAAUUGAUUGAUUUUCCCAACUAGAGCAAUCAAGGAGAUUUGUAAUCCACUUUCUAGUGUAACUGGAGCUCCAUGUUAUGCUUGCAAUAAAUUAUUUACAAAGGAGA